Amphimedon queenslandica is the source of this 697-nucleotide messenger RNA. RefSeq names its product E3 ubiquitin-protein ligase TRIM33-like. Gene Ontology annotation, molecular function: zinc ion binding. The record is from RefSeq and is a predicted model, not a curated record. The transcript has 2 exons. NCBI's taxonomy places the organism in Eukaryota, Metazoa, Porifera, Demospongiae, Haplosclerida, Niphatidae. Bases 1 to 693 code for a protein of 230 amino acids.
AUGACUUGUGAGUUAAAGACUGAGAAGCAAGGUAGUGCUGAUACCUCAUUAAAGUGUCCAACGUGUGACACUAGCGUUAAUUUACCUGAUGGUAAAAUUGAAGGCCUCACUCAAAACCUUUGGCUUGAACAUAAAUCAAAAGAGGCGUCAAUAAAAAAGAAGAUUGGCAUCAAGGAAGCAGUAUCAUGUGAUAAAUGUAGUGUUGAUGAUUCCACUGAUGCAGCUGUCAUGUAUUGCUGUGAUUGUGGCCAAUUUCUGUGCGAUCUUUGCAAGAAAGUUCAUAAACGAAGCAAGAAAGAAGCCAAUCACAAGUUGAUCAAUUUAGAAACAAAGGAAUCUAUUGAAUUGCCUGCUAUUAAGCAUGAGGCAAUUUAUUGCAUUCAUCAUUCUGAAAAGCUGACAUACUACUGCAAGGAUUGCGAUAAAUUGGUUUGUCAGAUUUGUCUUAACAUUCACCAUAAAAGUCACAAUUACAAUUAUUACCUUCAUGAGGGUGAUACAGCAUGUAAAGCAUUAAUGGAAAGUGUUGCUAGUUGUGAUGGAGUCAUUCUUCCGGUCACUGAAGCUAUUGCUAAUGGAGAGAAGAUGCUAGAGCAGAUAGCAACACGUAAAGAAGAAGUAAGGCAGGAAAUCAAGGAAAAGUUUGAAGAGCUUAAAGCUGCUUUAGAUAAGAGAUGCAAUGAUCUACUAUAAUAGA